UCCUUUCUCAGAAACAACGUCAAGAAAUUACACAACGAGGAGAAAGUGACGCCCAAAAAGCUCUAAAUUUAAGGAAGUGUCAGACACUGAGGUAGACCGGCAGCAGAAUGUCUGUUUUCAGGUGGAUUGAAGUUUCCUUGUUCCUGAAGCUGCUGCUCCAUUUGACAGCGGUUAUUGGACAGCACUCUUCCUCCUUUGUCGUCAGAGUUGGAGAUGAAGCCACUUUGUCCUGUGAAAAUGUGAGAGAUGAUCAGGAUCAAUGUGACAGAACUGACUGGAUGUUCAGUGAUACAGUGAACACAGUAGAGCUGGUUAGAUUUGGGCAGAUUAGUGAAAACAUUAAAUCUAAAUCAGACAGACUGAGUGUCACAGAGAACUGUUCUCUGGUUAUAAAGAAGGUCACAGCUGAGGAUGUUGGUCGUUACAUCUGCAGACAGUUUGACAGAUCAGGACGACGACAAGGUUCAGAUACUGAUGUUUAUCUGUCUGUUGUUACCAUGACUGAAUAUGAAGAUGAGGAUAACGUCACCUUGUCCUGCUCUGUGUGGACACAUGGACCCUGCAAACACACAGUGAAGUGGCUGUAUGAGGGUAAAGAUGUGGACAAAGACAUGGAAACAUCACAGUCUCCCUGCUUAGCUACUGUGGAAUUCACGACUCUGCAUCAUUUAAUCUAUUAUAAGUUCUUCAAGUGUGAAGUGACUGAUGGUAACAACAGGCAACAGUUUACCUUCAGCUCUCAGUCCUCAGUUACUGCAGAUGAUGAACAUGAGGGAUUUUGUCACUGUGCACUUUGUCAGGCUUUGUUAUUCAUUUGUUCAGGUGGGGAUGGAACAACAACAACUACAACAGCUGGUUCAGGUUGUUCAGCUCUGAACUCCAUCAUGUUGCUGAUGCGUGUGGCUGAACUCCUCCUAAUCACUGUGAUUACUGUUCUUCUGAUCAGAGCUCGAGGGAACCAGAGACCACCUGAUGACAACACUGUUUUAAACUCAGUAAGAAGCCGAGCAGUGACGCCUUCUGGUCCAGCAGCCAGUCAGGUGCAUAAUGCUGAGGGUGAAGGUGAUGGUAGAGUCAACUAUGAAAACUUUAGAGGCACUUGUGUCUCUGCCAGACUCCACUGACAACUUCCAGAUGUUUGAUCAGUGAUUUAAAGUAUUAAGUCAGUUUUCAUUUGUAGCAUUGUUUGUAAAUAGUUGAUAGUCCAGUGUAUUUUUGGAAAUUUUGAGCUUUCAGCCUAGAGUUUUAUGUAUAACUGUACAAUUUCUAAAUGGAAAAUACUCUUGCUAAUAAAAUAGAUGGAGUCCCCCAGG
Lates calcarifer (barramundi perch) is the source of this 1313-nucleotide messenger RNA. RefSeq lists its product as uncharacterized. Gene Ontology annotation, cellular component: membrane raft; external side of plasma membrane. The transcript is spliced from 8 exons. Gene Ontology annotation, biological process: positive regulation of ERK1 and ERK2 cascade; interleukin-15-mediated signaling pathway; T cell activation. Bases 108 to 1124 code for a protein of 338 amino acids. The record is from RefSeq and is a predicted model, not a curated record. Gene Ontology annotation, molecular function: protein tyrosine kinase binding; MHC class II protein binding. Lineage: Eukaryota; Metazoa; Chordata; Actinopteri; Centropomidae.